Fragaria vesca subsp. vesca is the source of this 732-nucleotide messenger RNA. Its product is annotated as DNA replication complex GINS protein SLD5-like. The record is from RefSeq and is a predicted model, not a curated record. The transcript has 6 exons. The coding region runs from base 40 to 732 and encodes 230 amino acids. Gene Ontology annotation, biological process: DNA-templated DNA replication; double-strand break repair via break-induced replication. Gene Ontology annotation, cellular component: GINS complex. Lineage: Eukaryota; Viridiplantae; Streptophyta; Magnoliopsida; Rosales; Rosaceae.
AAGAAAGGAGAAAGGAGGAAGAUUUGGUAAUCAGAUCGGAUGGACGGGAGAGACGGAGAAGGGUCAACGGAGGAAUACGAGACGUUGAUUCAGACGACUGAUGUGGAGCUUCUGAAGAGGGCGUGGCGGCAGGAGAAGGCGGCGCCGGAGAUUUUGAAAUUCGAGACUGAUUUGAUUGCCAGGCUCACCGGUCAGAUCGAAUUGGUGGAAGAAAAUGUGGAGCAAGAUGCUCAGUCUGGUGUUGAUCCACUUAAUGUAUCACUCUACCAGAUGGAUUUGGACAGGACUCAAUUCUUGUUGAGAUCUUAUCUCCGGAUUCGGCUGCAGAAGAUUGAGAAAUACAUCUUUCACAUCUUAGCCACUGCAGAACUCUACAACCGUCUCUCUAAACAAGAGAAGGCAUUUGCAAAAACGUGUCUUGUUGAUUUGGAGAAGCAUCUUGAAGAGAGUGUUCUGUUGAAAUUGCCUAAUAACUACCAGUCUAUAUUCAAGCAAUCCAUGAUCAGUGAAGAGAAUGACAUGGUGGCAAAACCUCAGUUAGACAUGUUUGUUGUAUGCAAAACAAAUUACUAUCUUGGACAUAUCCAGCUUGAGGACAAUGAAGAUGGACCAUCAGAGGUAAAUCAGAGACCUUUGGAGGAACCUUUCGAAAUGGAGCCUGAUGUUUUAUACUUUGUGCGUUAUAAAGCUAUAAAGAGAUUCGUAGAGGAAGGGAGGAUUGAUUUAUUCUGA